AUGGCCGUACCUCGUCCUCCUUUGCCCUCAACCACGGCCAUACCUCUUCCUCCUCGUGCUUAUUGGCAUGACGAUUCUUCUUCCCCUGGAGCUUUAAGAGGCUUAGUCAUGGACGCUCCUCUUGACCUUAAGCCAUUUGUCAAAUAUUUCAUUGCCCCCAUCAUUAUGCUCGCUCUCGCUCUCUCAGUCUUCCAUUUCCUGCAUCUCCCUCCUGUGAUUGUCAAGUCUCAUGUGACUCAUGCAUCCCUCACCGAGUUCAACUUCAUCCAAUCCAGCAACGACACCAUUAGUCUCCACUACAAUCUUGCCUUCAACAUCACGUUUCGAAACCCUAACUGA
Rosa chinensis is the source of this 339-nucleotide messenger RNA. Its product is annotated as NDR1/HIN1-like protein 10. The coding region runs from base 1 to 339 and encodes 112 amino acids. Lineage: Eukaryota; Viridiplantae; Streptophyta; Magnoliopsida; Rosales; Rosaceae. The record is from RefSeq and is a predicted model, not a curated record. The transcript has a single exon.